GUCUUCCCUCGAUGAACCAAACUGGAAGAGACAGUCCUGUCAAUUGGCCGAACAAGAGCUCAAUGUUGCUCUCUGCUUGACAGCGACCUUCCCCCCGACUCCCCUUCGCCCUGCGGCCCUCCUUCAUUCCCAGCCAAGACGACAGAAUGUGACGGCCGACGGAAAGCGGCCCAGGAUGUUCCAGGAGCGAAUCCGAGUGGGGCUGGCCACAUUGGAUUGCGCAACAACCGGUCAGUCGUGCGAGAAGCGGUGAUACACUGAGUGUGACCAGUGAGCAGUGCGGUUAUCACCGCCUGACCGGUUGUGGCGGAGGCAUGAUGCAUUAUCUCGCCCGAGAGACUUCGUUUCUGCGCAGUUUUCCUGCGCUGUGACUCGAUUUCGAACUGAUUGACUGGCUGAUCGGCUAUCUGCCCAUCUGCCUAUCCUAUCUAGGCCAUCGGGGUACUCGGCUAUCCCAUUCUCAGCGGUCAUUCAUGGUGUUGUGUUCGUGGCUUCCCCUCUCCCGCCAAAACAUGGCCUUGAUUCUCGUUCGCCUGUUUCGCCGAGAAUUACGCCGGCAAUACGUCCCAGCUCCCCUGGCGUUUUGACUUCCAUCCCCAUAAAUGCCUCUCCCGCCCUGUUGAGAUCACGCUUCGAUUGUCACAACCACCCUUUUUUCAGCCCCGUGAAUUUGUGGUAUUCUCGACUUUUUGCUUUUCUUUGCUCUACCCUAUCUACAUGAGCAAUUUGAGGAUGGCUCAACCCCAGAAAUGUGCUGCUGUUGUUGUGGGAGCCGGUCCUGCCGGUCUGGCAGUUGUGGGAAAUCUCCUGGAGAAGCAACUUGGAGGGAAAAUUGCCUGGGUUGACCCGUUGUUCCAAGGUGGCCGGAUAAACCAGAGAUACCGCGAGGUUCCUAGCAAUACCAAGGUGUGCUAUUUUCAAGCGUACGCUACGGCCGUUCAACCUUUCCGCACCGUAAUCGAGAACACUCGUAUUCCCAACCCAUUUACGACGAUGGCCAAACUCGACCAGAAUAAAACCUGUCAUCUGCAUCAUGCUAUUGAUGUGGUUCGCGCUCUUACCGAUGGCAUCACAAAGAUGGAUCGGGUUCUGCCAUGUCGGGGAGUUGUCACAGCUGCCAACCUGGCCGAGAAAACUGCUACUUGGACCGUUCGCAUCCGGUUGCAGGACUCGCAGGAUGAAGUCGAGGUGCUGACGCCUCGACUCGUCGUUUGUACAGGAUCAUCCCCAACCGAGGUCUCUAUCUCAGUUCCUGGGCACCACAUCGAAAGGCUGGACCUGGAUGUAGUGCUGAAGCCCAGCGACCUGGUGUCGCAUCUUCCCCGAGACAAGCCCUUGACCGUCGCCGUAGUAGGAGCGUCGCAUAGCGCCAUCCUAGCCCUCCUCAAUCUGGUAGACUUGGCCCGCACUUCCCAUCCCGAGCUCCGUAUCAAGUGGUUCACUCGGCAUUCUCUGCGGUAUGCCGAAUUCAUGGACGGCUGGAUCCUCCGAGACAACACCGGACUCAAAGGCUCUGCUGCCGACUUUGCCCGCCAGCAACUGGAGGAUGACAAGCUGCCACAUUCCGAGGCUGGCCGGUUCAUCACCAAGGUCUACUGCGGCGACAACCAGGAGCAGGCACAGUAUGAGCGGCAUCUGCCCUCAUGCUCGUACCUGGUCCAGGCCGUCGGCUUCACGCGGGACCCGCUGCCAGAGCUGUCUAUCAACGGCUCCUCAUUGGAGCCCGAAUUCGACCCGGUUUCGGGAGGCUUCCGCGACUCCAACGGCCGCGUUGUCCGGGGUCUGUAUGGGGCGGGGAUUGCAUUCCCGGAGCGGGUGGUCGAUCCGUACGGCAACGUCGAGCAUGCGGUCGGGUUCUUCAAGUUUAUGAACUUUGUGAAGCGGGUAUGUCCUCGGUGGAUAUCGUAGUGGCUGCAUUCCCUAGAGGUUUAUAGUGCAUUGUAUGUGUCACCGCUGGUCGGUCGAUACGACGUGAACAAAUAUAAUAAUUUUGCAAACAAGAGCUC
Aspergillus welwitschiae is the source of this 2006-nucleotide messenger RNA. RefSeq lists its product as uncharacterized. The transcript is spliced from 3 exons. The coding region runs from base 718 to 1908 and encodes 396 amino acids. The record is from RefSeq and is a predicted model, not a curated record. Lineage: Eukaryota; Fungi; Ascomycota; Eurotiomycetes; Eurotiales; Aspergillaceae. Gene Ontology annotation, molecular function: oxidoreductase activity.